Bufo bufo (common toad) is the source of this 1004-nucleotide messenger RNA. Its product is annotated as glutathione S-transferase P 1-like. The record is from RefSeq and is a predicted model, not a curated record. The transcript is spliced from 7 exons. Gene Ontology annotation, biological process: glutathione metabolic process. Gene Ontology annotation, molecular function: glutathione transferase activity. NCBI's taxonomy places the organism in Eukaryota, Metazoa, Chordata, Amphibia, Anura, Bufonidae. Bases 21 to 653 code for a protein of 210 amino acids. Gene Ontology annotation, cellular component: cytosol.
CCUGGACCAGUGAGAAAACAAUGAGUGGAUACGUUAUAACCUAUUUUCCAAUAAGGGGUAGAGCCGAGGCCAUACGUCUGCUCCUUGGUGAUCAAGGAGCUUCAUGGACAGAGGAUGAGGUGCCAUUGGCAGACUGGUUUUCAGGAAAAAUUGACCUUAAGAAACAGGCGGUUUUUUGUCAGCUGCCACAGUUUAAAGAUGGAGAUUUUGUUCUGUAUCAGAGCAAUAGCAUUCUGAGAUAUCUUGGACGUAAAUAUGGUAUUUCUGGGAGCAGUAAUGAAGAGAGUGCACUCAUUGACAUGGUGAAUGAUGGUGUGGAGGACCUAAGACUGAAGUUCAGCCGUAUGUUCUUCUUUGAGUUUGAGACGGGUAAAGAGAAGUAUGAAAAUGAGCUUCCUAACCAAUUGGCAGCAUUCGAGAGGAUUCUUUCCCUGAAUUCUAAUGGAACCAAAUAUCUGGUUGGAGAUAAGAUCUCCUAUGCGGAUUACAACUUCCUGGACCUCCUGCAGUUGCACCUUGAAGUAUUCCCUGCAUGCUUUUCAUCAUAUCCCCUCAUUAAUGCAUAUAUUGAUCGCAUCACUUCCCGUCCUAAACUAAGCGAAUACCUGAAAUCUGACGCUCGAAACAACCGACCUAUUAUCCCUAAAAAAUAGGCAAGAAUAAGGGGAUAGUAAAUACUUGUAAACAGUAGUCCCUCACAGCCCUUAAAUAUUGUAUAGAAAUCGCCAGUCUAGUCGCUACUCUAACAGGUGUUUUUGUAGUAUUCUGUCCCCUAGUUCUUACUAAUAUACCAGCUGUAUGUAGGCGGCAGAUAUACGGAAGUAUGACUGCAGUAUCAGACUAAUACCAGGGUUGUUUGUUACUAUGGAGAUGCAUAGGGCUGAGUGGAAGCUGUGUACACAGAAUACUGUAGUAGAAUUGUUUUAUAUCAAGGCCUAUUGCAGAGUUGCUUCAUUUUCACUUUGGAUACAUUGGAACAAUAAAAAAACAUGCAUCCACUUUAA